This is a messenger RNA of Dothidotthia symphoricarpi CBS 119687, 1050 nucleotides long. RefSeq names its product CGI-121-domain-containing protein. NCBI's taxonomy places the organism in Eukaryota, Fungi, Ascomycota, Dothideomycetes, Pleosporales, Dothidotthiaceae. Gene Ontology annotation, biological process: tRNA threonylcarbamoyladenosine modification; telomere maintenance via recombination. The record is from RefSeq and is a predicted model, not a curated record. The transcript is spliced from 2 exons. Gene Ontology annotation, cellular component: nucleus; EKC/KEOPS complex; cytosol. Bases 460 to 1050 code for a protein of 196 amino acids.
UCAACUCCCCCACUGCCUAACCAAUCCAGUCCACUACACCACUUCACAGCACUCGCCAACAACCUGCUUGCUCGUCCACGACGACAAACACUAGCACCCGGCAUGUCACUAUCCGCCCUCGACCUGCUCAACCACGACCACAACCGCCAAAAACCAAGGUCGAGAGCCCAGGAAUAAACUUUCUUUGUCCCGUAAACCAGCAGAAAAACGGCGCCGCGUCGAGACCACCCACCUAACCAGAACCAACUCCCGCCUCACUCCCAAGCCCAGCCAGCACCACACGCGGCCACCAAGAUCGGCACCUCCAGCGCCUGUUCCUCGCACAGACAGUCCGCGACCGAUAAAAACCGUUAGUCUACUCAUUCGACAAAACCGUUAGUUUAUUCCCUUUGGCCAUCACCCCCCCAAACCAGUCACACUAUCUGCUGCACACACCACUCGGCGUCCCAAACCGCGAUUAUGGCGUCAAUUCGCACCUUUACCCUCCCGCACUACGAAGCCUAUCCCGUCCACGUAGCCGUUUUCAAACAUGUCAAAAACGCUGCCUUUUUGAGGAGUCAACUGCUGGCCGCGAACCCGGAGUUCGACUAUGCGUUUCUCGACGCGUCGAUGAUCCUAUCCCCAACCCACCUCCAAACCGCCCUCUUCACAACCCUCCACCACCUCCUCACCCACCGCCUAAAAACCCACACCCCCCACUCGGAGCUCGUCUUCCGCCUCUCCCCCACAAACAACAUCGGGGACUCGUACCGCGUCUUCGGCAUAGCGGAUACGUCGACGCACAUCAUUGCCGUGAAGCUGUGUGUGCGGGGGGAUGGGAGUGUGGAUGAGGGGGUGACGGCGGGGGGAGUGGGCGCGCAUUUGGGGCGUGUGGUGGAGGGGGAGAGUGUUGCAGUGGGCGAAGAGGGGAGGGAGUUGGGGGAGGGGUGUGAUUUGGGGAGGGUGGGGAAGGUGUAUAAACUCGGUAUGGGUAAGGGGGUGGGGGAUGGGGAAAGGAGGAGGGAGAUGGAGGGCGUGGUUUUGGGGAUGAUUGCUUUGAAGGGGACGUGA